This is a messenger RNA of Adineta ricciae, 1272 nucleotides long. The record is from the annotation of a GenBank genome assembly. Lineage: Eukaryota; Metazoa; Rotifera; Eurotatoria; Adinetida; Adinetidae.
AUGAGUUGUCAAGCGCGUAAACUCGUAAAUUAUGAAGAAUUUGUCAAAUUUCCGUCGAUAAAAGGUGUGAAUACUCACAAUGACGUCAAGUUAGAUUUGAAGCUGGUCGAGAAAUAUUUCGAGGUCGAAGCACUAGAUGAAACACUUGUACGUCAUCGAAAUGAGUAUCAAACACGACGAGAGCAUUUACAAAAGCGUCAAGAUGCCUUACAUGAAAAAGAGAUUAUGUUUAAAGAAAGAAUUCUCAAUUAUGAAAUGUAUAUCAAAGAACUAGCGAUGAAACGCGAUCGAUCGUUGAAGCGUAUUGACGAUGAGAAAACGUUUAUUCGAAAUAAACUCGCCGAAAUUGAUGUACUCAAAAAAGAAAUCGAACAGAUACAUGAAGAGAAGCAAAAACUACAAGAGAUUAUUCGUCAAUAUCAACCACAUUCUAAUCUGCUUACUCAAAUUCUGGAUCGCACUGAUCGGUUUCAUUCGAUUGAUGAAAUGAUCGAAAAAUUCGAGAUGCUUCACGCGAGUUACGAAGACAUAUUGAUGACAAUUAAAAAUUCAAAUGAAGAAUUAAAUGAGGUACAACGACAAUUGUUGUCAACUGUGGAAAGAAAAAACAACAUAAUAUCGUCGAUGAACAAUCAAAUAGAUGAAUUGCAGCAGACUUACACAGAUGUCCAACAACGUAUUGAGAAGAUUCAAACAGAAAUUGAGAAUUAUCAACAAUUGUCGAAAGAACGUUUAGCCGAAGUUGGAGCCAUAAAAAUAGCCAUUGAAUCAAUGUUCGAUUUAGUAAAACGAUACAGUCACCAAAGCAGACGGAAAGAACUUGAUUUUGAUGAAAAUCCAUUGAUUCGAUUACAACAAAUAGAUACAUUUCUCAGUGAUUUAACUUAUUAUGUCGAUUAUAUUAAUAAUAAAGAAAAACAAGCGAUGCCCGAACGAUCGUCAAAUAAUAAAGAAAACAGAAAAAUGCAAUCAGAGUAUAAUUCAGAUGCACCUGACAACAACAAUCAAUGGGGUAUUUCUUGUGAACUUAAUCAACAAGAAAUCGUUGUUUCGACAAACGAUAAGCAUGCCGCAUCAUCUUAUGUGUCAUACAAAGUUCGUGGUGAAGAUAAUGUGGUAUAUACUGUGCAAAUAAAUCGUACACAGACACGAAAAAGUUUGUCAUCGCAUAGUACUGAAACCAAACAGAAUUCGGUUAAGACCAGUAGAAAUACACAAGCGUAUUCAAAACUUCCAAAUCAUUUAUCGGAUUAUCGUGUUGAUAAGAAGUAA